Messenger RNA from Oncorhynchus gorbuscha (pink salmon), 988 nucleotides. Its product is annotated as semaphorin-4G-like. Lineage: Eukaryota; Metazoa; Chordata; Actinopteri; Salmoniformes; Salmonidae. The transcript has 5 exons. Gene Ontology annotation, biological process: semaphorin-plexin signaling pathway; negative regulation of axon extension involved in axon guidance; positive regulation of cell migration. Gene Ontology annotation, molecular function: semaphorin receptor binding; chemorepellent activity. The coding region runs from base 491 to 988 and encodes 165 amino acids. The record is from RefSeq and is a predicted model, not a curated record.
UUUACCCUUCUCUCUAAGUUCUUUCUCUCCACACAACGGACAACAGUCUCUCUCUCAUUCGUCUGCAGCCUGUAGUAACCCUCCUAGCUAGAUGUCGUUCUUCCAUCUCUUCAACCGAAAGAUGGAACCUGCAGCAAGUCGAUGAACCAGCCGGUUCAGCCUUCAGACCAGAGGGAGAGAGAAUCCAGUGCUUGUUGGCAUCGGUGUGCUGUAUAUGUGUAUAUGUGUGUGUGUCUGCCGAGAGAAGAGAGGACUGCCUUCCAGUGUGUGUGUGUCGAAGUGAUAGUGUUUCUUUGCUUGAGCGGGAGAGUGAGUGUGCAAGUUUCUUGCUCUGAAUAGUAGGAGAACGGCAGCUCACUAGUGUGUGUUCAUGUGAAUGGAUGCAUGAGCGUGCGAAGGAGAGUGUGUUUUUCCACAGUGUGUGUGUGUGUCCUCCUCUCUGAGGAGUAGUCAGAGGGCAACUCUCUCCCCCUGGUGGGUGUGUGUGUAGAUGGCAGUAUGUGUGUGUUCUGCCCUGUCCUCCCUUCUCCUGCUCCUGAGCUGUGGUGUAGCGGGAGGAUACCCCUUCAGAGCCCCCAUAGACCUGGAUGUCACCCCCAGGAUCACUGUGACUACCAGCGGUCUGUUGGGCUGCAGGCGUUUCCAGUCCUCAGUAGUGAACUACAGUACUCUGCUACUAGAGGAGGACAUGGGUCUUCUCUACGUGGGGGCCCGAGGGGCCGUGUUCGCUCUCAACGCCACAGACAUCUCAGACAGCACAGCUCGCACUAUUGAAUGGGAAGCCUCGGAGGAGCAGAAGCAGCAGUGUCUGAGCAAAGGGAAAGACGAUAAGACAGAGUGUUAUAACCACAUCAGGUUUCUCCAGAGAUUUAAUUCCACUCAUCUCUACAUGUGUGGGACUCACGCCUUCAAACCUCUUUGUGCGUACAUAGUAAGUAACCUGCAGUACAGUACACAACCUACACACACUCAUAGAAUAAAAAAAUAG